Messenger RNA from Rhopilema esculentum, 1382 nucleotides. Its product is annotated as actin-related protein 2/3 complex subunit 1A. Gene Ontology annotation, biological process: Arp2/3 complex-mediated actin nucleation. The record is from RefSeq and is a predicted model, not a curated record. Gene Ontology annotation, cellular component: Arp2/3 protein complex; actin cytoskeleton. NCBI's taxonomy places the organism in Eukaryota, Metazoa, Cnidaria, Scyphozoa, Rhizostomeae, Rhizostomatidae. Gene Ontology annotation, molecular function: actin filament binding.
AUCUCAACGCCCAGUGACUUCCUUGUCGUGUUGACUGACCAGAGUCCGCGGCUAUUUUCUUCUGAGGAGACGAUUUUGAAACAAAAUUGCUGGUGAAAUGCCUGGAAAAGACGUUUUUGAGUUGGUGCAAUGUCCUGUUACAUGCCAUGCCUUUAAUAGCGAUAGAUCCCGAGUUGCAAUUUCUCCAAAUGACCAAACAGUUAUAAUCUUCAAGAAAAUUGGGAAUAAGUGGGAAAAAGAAGCUGUUUUAGAUGAGCAUCAACAAACUGUUACAAGUGUUGAUUGGGCACCAAACAGCAACCGCAUUGUUAGCUGUGGUGUGGACCGAAAUGCUUAUGUAUGGACUGAACAAGAUGGUCAAUGGAAGCCUACUCUUGUCAUUGUGAGACUGAACAGAGCUGCCACUUUUGUCAAGUGGUCCCCAAAAGAGGAUAAGUUUGCUGUGGCAAGUGGGGCCAGGCUCAUAUCAGUUUGUUACUUUGAGAAGGAAAAUGACUGGUGGGUUAGUAAACACAUCAAGAAGCCAAUUCGCUCGACCGUUCUCAGCUUGGACUGGCACCCUAAUAAUGUUCUUAUUGCUGCUGGAUCAUCGGAUUUCAAAGCAAGGGUGUUCUCUGCGUAUAUCAAAGAGAUUGAAAGCAAACCAACGGAAACUGUUUGGGGAAAGAAAAUGCCAUUUGGAAGCUGUAUGGUUGAAUACUCCAAUGGAGGAGGUGGUUGGGUACACAGCGUGGCCUUCUCACCAUCAGGUAACAAACUGGCCUGGGUUGGACACGAUUCAAGCAUCUCUUUUGUCGAUGGGGAAAAGAAAGAAGUUGAAACUCUUCGUGGGCAGUUUCUUCCUUUUCUGUCUUGUUUGUGGAUAACUGAAAAUACUGUGGCUGCUGCAGGCCAUGACUUUUUGCCGAUGUUGUUUGUUGUAAGUGGGGAUGGAAAGCUUUCGUUCAUGGCCAAGCUAGAUGCUGCUAUUCAAAAGGAGGCUGAAGCAAUGAGUGCCAUGGCGAAAUUCCGUUCCAUGGACAAGCAGGCUCUUGGUUCUGCUUCUGCCAAAUCAGUCACAACUCAUGCAAAUGCAAUCAAGCAACUCUGUUUUUACGGUGGACCAAGAGAAAACGUUGAACAGAUCUCAUCUUGCGGAAUGGAUGGAAGGGUUGUCGUAUGGCACCUUAAGACCCUUGAGAAGUCCAUGGAGGAUUUGAAGAUAGUGUGAAGACAAAGAAGUUAUUAAUUACAGCUAGGAUCUCCCGGAUUUGAGCAAAAACAAAAGCAGAAAGUAACUAUUUCAUGUGUUGAUCUAAUGUAGCAAUGUUUAAUGAUUUGCAUUGCAUCACAGAAAAGUGUAGAUUUUUAUGUCAUCCUUUAUUUUUCAUCACAUAACAGAA